Myripristis murdjan (pinecone soldierfish) is the source of this 1197-nucleotide messenger RNA. RefSeq names its product LIM homeobox 5 (gene lhx5). Gene Ontology annotation, cellular component: nucleus. The transcript has 5 exons. Bases 1 to 1197 code for a protein of 398 amino acids. NCBI's taxonomy places the organism in Eukaryota, Metazoa, Chordata, Actinopteri, Holocentriformes, Holocentridae. Gene Ontology annotation, molecular function: DNA-binding transcription factor activity, RNA polymerase II-specific; RNA polymerase II transcription regulatory region sequence-specific DNA binding; zinc ion binding. Gene Ontology annotation, biological process: neuron differentiation; regulation of transcription by RNA polymerase II. The record is from RefSeq and is a predicted model, not a curated record.
AUGAUGGUCCACUGUGCCGGGUGCGAACGGCCCAUCCUGGACCGCUUCCUCCUCAAUGUGCUGGACAGAGCCUGGCAUGCCAAGUGCGUCCAGUGUUGUGACUGCAACUGCAACCUCACCGAGAAGUGCUUCUCCAGAGAUGGCAAGCUCUAUUGCAAAAUUGACUUUUUCAGGCGGUUUGGCACGAAAUGCGCGGGCUGUCUGCAGGGAAUCUCGCCAAACGACCUGGUGCGCAAAGCCCGCAGCAAGGUGUUUCAUCUGAACUGCUUCACCUGCAUGGUGUGUAACAAGCAGCUGUCCACGGGCGAGGAACUGUACGUGAUAGACGAAAACAAGUUCGUGUGCAAGGAGGACUAUUUGAGCUCCGGUGCCAUCAAGGAAGUUAACUUGAACUCAGUGUCGUCUUGUACAGAUAGGAGUUUAUCGCCAGAUCUGCAGGACCCAAUACAGGAUGACAUAAAAGAGACGGACAAUUCAACGUCCUCAGAUAAGGAAACGAACAAUAAUGAAAAUGAGGAGCAGAACUCGGGGACCAAAAGGCGGGGACCCCGGACCACCAUCAAGGCCAAGCAGCUGGAAACGUUAAAGGCCGCUUUCGUCGCCACACCAAAACCAACCCGGCAUAUCAGAGAACAGCUGGCCCAGGAAACUGGACUAAACAUGCGAGUCAUCCAGGUUUGGUUCCAGAACAGAAGAUCCAAAGAGCGGCGCAUGAAGCAGCUGAGUGCUCUGGGAGCCCGGCGGCACGCCUUCUUCAGGGGGCCCAGGAGGAUGAGGCCCCUGGGAGGCAGGCUGGAGGAUGCAGAUAUUUUGGGACCUGGGGCUUAUGGCUACUAUGGAGAAUACCAAGGUGACUAUUAUGGACCAGGGAGUAACUAUGACUUCUUCCCACAUGGCCCUCCCUCCUCGCAGGCUCAGUCUCCAGCCGAGUCUCCUUACAUCUUGGGCUCUGGCCCUGGAGGCAUGGAGGGAUCUGUGUCAGGCCACCAUCCUUCAGAUGACCAAAGGUUCACGGACAUGAUAUCCCACGCAGAAACCCCCAGUCCUGAGCCAGGCUUACCAAGUUCAUUGCAGCCUGUUCCAGGGGAAGCGUAUGGGGGAGGGCCCAGCCCUCCUUUCUCCCUGGCCAGUAACUCCAGUUACAGUGCUCCUAUGUCCCACCAAGGCCAGGAGAUGGGCGAAACCACUGCCUGGUAA